This is a messenger RNA of Phytophthora nicotianae INRA-310, 1644 nucleotides long. RefSeq lists its product as hypothetical. The record is from RefSeq and is a predicted model, not a curated record. Bases 1 to 1644 code for a protein of 547 amino acids. NCBI's taxonomy places the organism in Eukaryota, Oomycota, Peronosporomycetes, Peronosporales, Peronosporaceae. The transcript has a single exon.
AUGACUCCCAGUCCACGACCAAUGGAGACCUGGGUGCUUCACGCAGCGCAGCCGGAGCUGCGACCUGUUGGGGUUCCUUUAUCCCCUGGUUGCUACCAAGCUACUGAUGCUGACAGAUUGAGAUAUACCACACUAAUUCGGGGUCGGGUGGACUCUUUAUUAAGAGAUGAAGCUUUCUACGCGGAACGUCGAGCUCGCAACGACCCGUUUCUCCAUGCCGGAGAGUGGAAACAAGUGAAAAAAGAGAAGGAUUUGACGUUCUAUCGACGACUGCAACGGGGUCGUUCACUGCGGGAAUUGGCACUUGAGGAGGAGCUUCCAGAGAUCCAACGAGCAGUCGAACGAGGCUACACGAGUAUGAUCUGUGACGGGUUCAUGAAGGGGACGAUCGAGGACAUGAUGUACGGGAUGACAGCGUCGUCUCAAGACGAUUUAAUGACGGGGUUUUCGUUCAAAGAUCCACCGAAGGACUGUGUGUGGCUUGGCACAGUGGAAACCCCCACGCCUGAGGACCCAUUUCAUACCGCAGAUUUGAUUUGGGCACUUCCCAAACUCCCGCCAGUUCUCGACCAGGUGGAUGUCUGCUAUCUCAAGGCAACCGGGGUGGAAAAGGAUGCAAAGGGGGGGAAAUAUGGAUACAUGGUGUUGCAUGGCGUGCAUGUUGCCCAGUGUCCUCCAUUUGCAGCGCACGGAAUUUCCCGCGCGAAAAUGUACUUUGCCUGUUUGUUUCGGGAACCACAAGCUGGAGUGUUAAAAGUGACGGUGCGUGGCAUUUUCGAUCUUAGUAAAAAGGUGAGGAUGUUGAAAGGACUGGUUUCUGCCGCUACGACGUCGAUCAUGGUCGGACUUUUCAAUGGAGUCGGGAUCGGAGAAGCCAAGAAACUCACACUUUUAGCGAAACGCAAUCGCAGCAGACCCCACGACCCUCUCAACAUUCCGAAACAGUCACUGUGCUACAUGUGCUGCAAACGUGCAUCGUUUCUCAGUCGUUCCAAAAUGUUCGGGACAUAUCUCGUCACUUGUUACGUGUGUGGAGGGACUGUGUGCUCUAAUUGUAUGGUUAAGCAACGAGUAUUCCUUGGAGCCAACCAUCCGUGUUCCAAAGUCGACUGUUGUCCAAAUUGCGUGCGUGAAGCAGUGACGACGAUCCAUGUGCGGCCUGCAGAGCCAGAAUUUCUGGUUGUGGCCGAGUUUUACCUCAACCAACGCUCAGUGGCAUCGCCAGAGAUUCUAGGAGAACUUCCGCGAAAUGAGGGGAUGAAGACAAACUCCUCAGCGGGAAUACCAACGGCCUCAACGACGGACGAGAGUGUGGGCGAGUACCAACUCGACUUUGACGAUGACCCUUUUUCAAUUGCACUGACUUUACCGGAGCUCCGUCGCAGUUCUAUUGAAGACGUGGAAAACAAAGAACCGGAUUCAAGUCCUGAGGCUGAAGCUGGGUCGUUUUCGAGUGAAAUUAAGGUCUGGGGCCACCGGAUCAGUGUGGACGACGACGACUUUAUCCCUUCAACUGGUGCCGACAGGUUAUAUAACGCCAUGCAGAUGGAACGAAGACUUUUAGAACUAAAUAUCCAGGCAGAGCAGACCUACGCACAGACGCAGGAGACAACGAUCAGCAUGCGGCGCGGACGACGGUAUUGA